AUGGCGUCUUUGAGACUGAAGCUACCGUUGCAAUUUAGCUAAAAUCAGUCGAUAGCCUGAAUAUCGAAAUGGAGAAAAAUGCAAACCUGCAUCGAGACACUGAUGGGAGCUCUUUGUGUGCCACGAUUGCGGGAGAAAUGGGCGAUGUUCCGUCUGUGGGUGGAGUGAAAGGAACAGCCGACAAAUGCAAGAAUAGUGAGGCUCCUCUCAGUACUUUGGUUAACGUUAGUUGUACUAUCAGCACCACAAAUGUUAGCACUCCAAGCGCCGUUAAUGUUGUCUCUAGUGCUGGGAAGUCUGAUUUGCCAGAAGUUGUCGAAGUUCUAUCUGUGCAGGAAGAUCGGAAGAAAAACAACGAUGCGACCGGGUCGUGGUUGGGAUCCGGGGAUCAGAUCAGUAACGGGAUGGGGAAUGACUCGGUCCUGGUAGCAGAAGACAGCCAGGGUGGUGCCUCAAAGUUAGUAAACAACAAAAGCGACGGCCCGCCCUCACCUCCCGCUAAUGACAACACAGACGCUCAAGCCAACAUUUCAACAUAUGGAGAAAGUGAACCGACAAAACUUGCCAAACCAAUUCACCAGGCUCCGGACAAUGCAGUCACAAUAGACGUCAAGUCGGGGCUGUCCGUUGAUCCCACCUUAUCGGAGGGAUUGCCGAGUGGGAGUGACCCCGAUCCCAGCCUUGGUGGAGAAUCCCGAAGCAUAGAUUCACUUGAGUCCUUCUCCAACCUUAACUCUUGCCCCAGUUCUGACCUCAAUAGUGAGGGACUGGAGGACAGGGGACAGGCUGUAGUCUUGCAGAGUGAGUUUGGGGCUGAUGGGACAAAGACUUCGUGCGUAAAAGACCGGUCCGCCGGCCAGUCCGUAUACCACAUUAAGUGGAUGAAAUGGAGAGAGGAGAACACACCGAUCAUCACCCAGAACGAGAAUGGCCCCUGUCCAUUACUAGCAAUCAUGAAUGUCCUCCUGCUUGCCUGGAAGGUUAAGAUGCCACCUAUGAUGGAAAUUAUAACUGCUGAGCAACUGAUGGAGUAUCUUGGUGACUAUAUUCUGGAAACCAAACCUAAGGAGAUAUCAGAGGCUCAGCGGCUAAACUAUGAGCAGAACAUGAGCGAUGCCAUGGCAGUGUUACACAAGCUGCAGACGGGGCUGGAUGUGAACGUCAAGUUUACAGGAGUGCGCGUGUUUGAGUACACCCCAGAAUGCAUUGUGUUUGAUCUGCUUGACAUCCCUCUUUACCAUGGCUGGCUUGUUGAUCCCCAGAUGCAUGACAUUGUCAAGGCAGUUGGCAACUGCAGCUACAACCAGCUGGUUGAGAAGAUAAUAUCCUGCAAACAGUCUGACAACAGUGAGCUGGCAGGGGAAGGUAUUGUAGCAGAGCAGUUUCUGAGCAGCACGGCUACUCAGCUGACUUACCAUGGCUUAUGUGAGCUCACAUCCACUGUGCAGGAGGGAGAGCUCUGUGUCUUCUUCAGGAAUAACCACUUCAGCACCAUGAUCAAAUACAAGGGGCAGCUGUACCUUCUGGUGACAGACCAGGGUUUCCUGACAGAAGAGAAAGUCGUCUGGGAGAGUCUGCAUAAUGUUGAUGGAGAUGGAAACUUCUGUGAUUCAGAAUUCCGGUUGCGGCCUCCUUCAGACCCAGAGACUGUGUACCGUGGCCAGCAGGAUCAGAUAGACCAGGACUAUCUGAUGGCACUGUCACUACAGCAGGAGCAGCAAAGCCAAGACCUGCAGUGGGAGCAACUCCCUGAAGGCAUCAGUGAUCUUGAGCUGGCGAAAAAACUUCAGGAGGAGGAGGACAGACGAGCCUCCCAAUACUACCAGGAGCAAGAACAGGAGCAGGCGGCAGCAGCACAGCAGGGUCAGCAGGAGCUUGUGGAGGGAGGUGAGGCAGACAGAGGAGGUGCAGGAGCAGCUGGAGCAGCAGCCAGUCCUGGGACUGCAGCAGCAGCCGGAGCCACACCCAGCCCUGGAAAACAAUCUUCAGGCGGAGAACGCAAAGCCAAGAAAGAGUCAAAAGAUAAAGACAAGUGUGUUAUUUUGUAACAUACAGCUUGUCUGUUUGAGUAUGCAUUUGUGUCUUGUGCAUUUGCUUAUUUGUGUGAAAGGAGAUGGAAUUUGUUUCUCCGCGAACUGGACGCACUGCGUGCGGCGACUACUUGACAACAAACAAGGGAAGGAGAUAAUAGAGAAGAUAUAAGACUCACAGAGGAUUGGCUGUUCCCAAACCACUGGUGCCUGCUUUCCUCCAUCCUCAGUGGAACCUGAACAUCGGAGGAAGUGACACUACAAUAACUACAACUAUCCAUUAUCUUUCAUAGAGUCGGCCAAACUUUGUUACAAGUUGCACAGUGCACUAUAUUUGUGAUGUGGAGUCAAAUUUAUCUGGGUGAUGCAUUUUAUAGAAAACAAGACAACCUAAAGAAGCAAAGCAUCACCCUCUCACAAGGAAAAAAUAUUCAUUUCAUUCUUCACUCAUACAGCGUAUAAGCUUUUUUUUUUUGUAUGCAUCAUUAUUUACACAACUUUAUUUACAAAGAUCCAUUCUUUUU
Molecule: messenger RNA, 2554 nt
Organism: Melanotaenia boesemani (Boeseman's rainbowfish)
Lineage: Eukaryota; Metazoa; Chordata; Actinopteri; Atheriniformes; Melanotaeniidae
Gene: mindy2
Product: MINDY lysine 48 deubiquitinase 2
Exons: 9
Coding region: 69-2048 (659 amino acids)
Biological process (GO): protein K48-linked deubiquitination
Cellular component (GO): cytosol; cell periphery
Molecular function (GO): cysteine-type carboxypeptidase activity; K48-linked deubiquitinase activity; cysteine-type deubiquitinase activity
Source: RefSeq, a predicted model, not a curated record